Molecule: messenger RNA, 780 nt
Organism: Maudiozyma saulgeensis
Lineage: Eukaryota; Fungi; Ascomycota; Saccharomycetes; Saccharomycetales; Saccharomycetaceae
Source: the annotation of a GenBank genome assembly
AUGGCAAUUUCAAUUAUUGAUCAAUACAUACCCUACAUAACAUUCAUUUACAGACUAAGUUUUCUAAUUGGACUUUUAUCAUUAUUAUUAGCCAAGUUUAUUCUACCAGACUUCCUUCAAUAUGGUAAAACAUUAAGUUUUCAAAAGACAUCUAGCAAGAAACAUAGAGAAGAAAAAUCAAGACUGGAUAUAAUAAUUCAUUAUACAGUACCCAAAGCGUACUUCUCUCAUUUUUACAUUCUUUCAACUUUUCUUUCACUCAUAACAUGUGUCUCCUAUGCAAACUAUGCUUUGCCUUGGUUAAUUCUAUUUCACUCAUUACGAAGAUUAUAUGAGACACUGUACGUAAGCAAAUAUACUAGUAAAUCAAGGAUGAACUGGUCACAUUACAUUGUAGGUAUCUGGUUUUAUUCGGUUUUGCAUAUAAUAUUAAAUAUCAAACUGAAAAAAGGUGAAAUACCGAAUGAUUUACACAAAUGGUCAGCUACCCUAUUUAUUAUUUCAUCAUGGGAUCAAUACAUGAACCAUAAAGUUCUUUCCCGAUUAGUGAAAUAUUCUUUACCAAAAGCCAGAUUAUUUAAACUGACAUCUUCUCCACAUUAUUUAGAUGAACUAUUAAUAUACGGUUCAUUGAUAUCGUAUAAUACUGAAUUUUUAUGGCUUACCGUUUGGAUAUUUACCAGUCUCUCCAUAUCUGCCGUCGAAACUCAGAAAUAUUAUAAGAUUAAAUUUCCUAAGGAACAAAUAGCACCUUACGCAUAUAUACCUUUUCUCAUCUAA